This is a messenger RNA of Nezara viridula (southern green stink bug), 306 nucleotides long. The record is from the annotation of a GenBank genome assembly. Lineage: Eukaryota; Metazoa; Arthropoda; Insecta; Hemiptera; Pentatomidae.
UUGUUAUGGUACCAUAUAGGAUUCCAUAAAGGAAGAAGGACAACGCAAUAUGAUGUGCCUAGGUCUGUGCUGUUCCAGCUGAGCGGAGAAGGACCUUCCUUCCAGCUGUGUCCGGUUCGCCUCCCCCCGAAGGCAAAGAUACUAAGGGUAGGCGUUGGAACUACCCACUACAUCGCUCUCACAUCAGAUACUCUGGUGUACACUUGGGGCGAAGGAAAGAGGGGGGAGCUGGGCUACCAACCCACUGAUUGGCAAGAGGAGCCCAAAUUGGUGGAGGCUCUCCUCAGCAAAUCUAUUGCCCUGUGA